Messenger RNA from Oldenlandia corymbosa var. corymbosa, 1650 nucleotides. Lineage: Eukaryota; Viridiplantae; Streptophyta; Magnoliopsida; Gentianales; Rubiaceae. The record is from the annotation of a GenBank genome assembly.
GAAAUCCCAAUUGAGUUCGCAGUUUCACACAGUACUCUCCAGAAAUGAAGUUCUCCAAACCAACCAGCUCUUAGAUCAAUUGGCAGGGUGCUGAUCCAGCUUAAAUAGAGGUCUCGGGUUCGAGACCCUGUAUAUGCAAUCGCCUUAAAAGGGCUGAUUGGUAGAGGUUGCCUUCCGAAAGGGACCUACCCGCCUCGAGUCCGGAUUAGUCAGCGGUCAGUCGACACCAAUGGGUGUAACGAUAGCGGCAAAAAAGGUUAAAGAAGUUGUCCAAUACAGGCGGUCAGUCGACACCAAUGGGUGUAACGAUAGCGGCAAAAAAGGUUAAAGAAGUUGUCCAAUACAGGAAGAAAUGCUGGUGCUUCCAAUAAUCCAACCUCGAUUAUGGGUCUUCCUUUUGCCACAAUGGUUGAGAUUCUUUCAAGGCUUCCAGCCACAACAGUUUUGGCCUGUAAGUGCGCUUGCAAGAUCUGGUACGAAUACAUUUCAAACCCUGAGUUCGGUAAGGUUUAUAUGAAAAACCCUCCCUUCGUUAAUGUUGUUACGUUUUCUGAUGGUCAUGAUUUUAGUUUCCACGAAUUGAAACCUGAUGUUGAUUUUACUCUGGAGUUAAAUCGUCCUAGGAUUUUACAAAAACCAAAUCUGUUGCCUAGUGGGUGGGAAUAUGUUGCCGGUGCUAGUCAUGGGUUACUCUGUAUCAGGCAUUGUUUUGAUCUGAGCAUAUGGUGACAGGGGAAUGUGCUCUGCUUCCUGAGCCAAAAUUGGUGACAAAUGUCGAAUGGGGCGCUUUGCUAUUUGAGUUUAGUGAGAUAACUAAAGAGUAUAAAGUGGUUAGGAUUUUUACUAGGAAUAAUUGGAGUCUUGGAAGAAAUGAAGCUUCCAUUUGCACGGUUGGCACCGAUAAAGGUUGGAGGGUUCUAAACCAAACCAUCCCUUUACCCGGUGGCGAGGAAUGGCGGAUUUGUGAAGUGAACCUUAAUGGUGCUCUUCAUUGGAUAUCCGAAAAUUCGUAUUUGGGAAACCGCCUCUUUUCUUUCGACAUUGGCGAAGAAAAGUUGCAUCCGGUUCCACAACCGCUUGGAGAGUUUAUAAGAACUCGCCACAACGCUUUGGCGGUUUUGAAGGGGUGUCUUUGUAUCUGUCAAUUGUCUAGCUGUUUUGAGUUGGAUAUCUGGUGGAUGAAGGAAUAUGGAGCGUUGAAAUCAUGGACUAAGGAGACUAUUGCUAUUAGCCGUAACCUGUACCAGCCAAAUUACCCUAAUCCUGUUCUUUUCUGGAAGGGUCAAGAAAUACUCUUGUGUGGUGGCUAUAGUAACUUGGUUUCAUAUGAUACAGAAAAAAAGAGUUUCACUAAGGUCAGUAUUUCAGUCGAUGAUCCUCCUCGCAGUGGCAAUGCGAUUCUCCAUGUACCAUGCUUCCUUUCUUUGAAGGAUUUGAUCAAGAGUAGGCAAAAUGUAAUGGAUGCUUAGUAGUCAAGUACCGGUUAGCAUUCAUCAAACCAGCAAUAUUUAGAAAUUUUGGUGGGGAGGUGGUGAAAACACUUGUGAAGGAGAUGGAAACCAGCAAAAAUAUAUACCUGCAUUAUGUUGAUUUGGUUAUUGCCGGUCUUCAUGAGCAGGCAUUGUUGAGUAUGUUUGCACAGUGUUGUAC